Messenger RNA from Bombina bombina (fire-bellied toad), 2829 nucleotides. RefSeq names its product cGMP-dependent protein kinase 2-like. Gene Ontology annotation, biological process: protein phosphorylation. Gene Ontology annotation, molecular function: cGMP-dependent protein kinase activity; ATP binding. NCBI's taxonomy places the organism in Eukaryota, Metazoa, Chordata, Amphibia, Anura, Bombinatoridae. The record is from RefSeq and is a predicted model, not a curated record. Bases 233 to 2521 code for a protein of 762 amino acids. The transcript has 19 exons.
GUUUUGCCACUCAUCAGCUGGGAGAAGGUUAGAAUCACUGCUGGGUGAAGUUGAUUCCGGGCAGAAAACAACAACAUUUUAAAUUAGGGGGAGGUAAAAGGUCAUGUACAGAGGAGAAAUUAAACAAUGAAAACUGUGUUAAAACACAAUUCUAACAAAAAAAAGCAGAUCAUGAGAGGAUUGGAAUAGUAAAUAGCAUUUUUGACUCAGAGCAUCUUUUCUGGCAUCAGGGAUGUUCAACCAGAACAGUAUGGGAAAUGGAACUAUCAGGGCCCCUAGAAGAGAGGACAGCUGUCUCUCUUUAAGAAGGAGAGAACAUUCCUCUGGGGCCUUCAGCAAACUCCAGGAGACCGUGCUACUGUUAGAGGAGGAGCUCAAGCAGAGAUGGAAAGAGCUCCAAGAGAAAGACGAUAAAAUUAGGCAGCUGGAAAAGGAAUUAGAAACCAAGAAUGUUCAGAUAGAUAAACUACAGGAUGCUAUCGGGUAUAACGUUCAACUGUCCCCAAAAGGAAGUCAGAAGAAGAAGCUGUUAAGUGUCAUUAAUCAGGGCCCAGCUCAGUACAAUGAGAAGUCCACAGAAGUCCACAGACGCCAGAAGGCCAAGGAAGGGGUCUCUGCUGAACCAACUUCACGGCACUACUAUAAUCCAUCUUAUCAGAACCCUGAUGUCAUCUGUGUCCGUAAAGACUCCAGUGCCAAGAAACUUAUCACUGGUGCCAUCAUGAGUAAUGACUUCUUGCGACAGCUGGAAGCCUCGCAUGUGCGUCGUAUGGUGGAUUGUAUGUAUGAGCGGGUGUACAGCCAAUCACAGCUCGUUAUUCAGGAAGGGGCAGCUGGAAACCAUCUUUAUGUUUUGGCUGAGGGACUGCUUGAUGUUAUUCAGAACAGUAGACUCCUUGGACAGAUGCAUCCUGGGACAGCAUUUGGAGAGUUGGCAAUUCUGUAUAACUGCAAGAGAACAGCAACAGUGAAAGCUGUCACAGAUUCAAAGAUUUGGGUAUUGGAUCGUCAGGUUUUCCAGAAUAUUAUGAUGAGUUCAGCACAAGCUCAGCACCAAGAAUACUUCAGUUUUCUACGCAGUGUCUCUCUACUAAAAGACUUGCCAGAAGAAAAGCUGUCCAAGAUUAUAGACUGCCUGGAAGUGGAAUUUUAUGACAAAGGAGAUUAUAUCAUCAGAGAAGGGGAAGAGGGCAACACUUUCUUCAUAAUUGCCAAAGGAAAGGUUUGUGUAACUCAGGCCGUGGAGGGGUCGCAGGAACCGCAGGAAAUCAAAACUCUAGGAAUUGGGGAUUACUUUGGGGAAAAAGCUUUGAUUAGUGAGGAUGUCCGUUCUGCCAACAUCAUCGCUGAAGAGGACGACACGCAGUGUCUUGUCAUUGACAGAGACACGUUCAAUCAGAUGGUUGGAACCUAUCAAGAGUUACAGACUUACCUGCGGGAGUAUGUCUACCAACUGGCGCUUAACGAUCAUGACCGCAGGAAUGCCAGAAAAAAAAGUCUUCACCACUCCAUGUCCCGGGAUAAUUCGGAGGUGAAUCAGCUAAGGGAGUUGGUUUCCAGAUUCUCUAGCACAUCUCCCUUCCGAUACUUAGAUGUUAUCACCACACUUGGAACUGGAGGUUUUGGACGGGUUGAGUUGGUUAAAUUGAAGGAUGAAGAUAUGACCUUUGCCCUAAAGUGUAUUAAGAAGAAACACAUUGUAGAUACGCAUCAACAGGAACACGUGUACUGGGAGAAAAACAUUCUGCAGCAGAUAAACUGUUCCUUCAUAAUCAGGCUCUACAGAACGUUCAGAGAUGCCAAGUAUGUCUAUAUGCUCCUGGAAGUGUGCCUCGGAGGCGAGCUUUGGAGUAUUCUACGAGACACGGGCUCUUUUGAGGAAGGGACAGCUCGAUUUUGCAUUGGCUGUGUUCUAGAAGCUUAUGAUUACCUACACAACAGAGGGAUUGUCUACAGGGACCUAAAACCAGAGAAUCUACUGCUUGAUUCUGAGGGAUACGUAAAAAUGGUAGACUUUGGGUUUGCUAAAAAGAUUGGUCCAGGGAAGAAAACGUGGACCUUUUGUGGCACACCAGAAUAUGUGGCGCCAGAAAUUAUCAUGAACAGAGGGCACGACUUUGGUGCAGAUUACUGGUCACUGGGAAUACUCAUCUUCGAGCUCUUAACUGGAAGUCCGCCCUUCUCAGGGACAGAUCCCAUCAAAAUUUAUAACAUGGUGUUGAAAGGAAUUGAGAAGGUAGACUUCCCUCAUCGCAUUGGAAGACGUUCUGAAGACCUGAUCCGAAGGCUGUGCAGAAUUAACCCUGCUGAAAGACUUGGAAAUCGUAAAAAUGGAAUCAGUGACAUUAGAAAACAUAAGUGGUUUCAAGGUUUUAAUUGGGAUGGAUUACGUAAUCGCAAACUAAUUUCUCCACUGAAGAGAGAGAUCAAAAGCAUCACAGAUCACAGCUAUUUCGACAGCUUUCUCCCCGAAGUUGAAGACCCGCCAGAUGAGCUCUCAGGAUGGGACAAAAACUUCUGAAACCAUAGAUCUGGGAGCACAGACUCUUACAAUCCCAGACACACAUUCCAGUGGGGAUGUGAAAUAUCCAAAAACAACAUAUGGACAAUUUCUAGGUGACAUUUCAAAAUCCCGGAAAGUGUGUUUUUAAAGAUUUGAUUACUGUAUCAACAUUUUAAUUGUACGUAAUCUCUUUACCGGAAUCGUGGUGAGUUGUUUCUGAAGAAGCUUUUCAGGACUUUAAAAUAUAAUUAUCAGCCUUUUUAUGAGGGCUGGAUUUCUCAGGAGUUGCUUUUACCCUUACAGGAAAAAAAAAUAAGAAAAAUAAA